Messenger RNA from Ornithodoros turicata, 5884 nucleotides. RefSeq names its product anaphase-promoting complex subunit 1-like (gene shtd). Lineage: Eukaryota; Metazoa; Arthropoda; Arachnida; Ixodida; Argasidae. The transcript has a single exon. The record is from RefSeq and is a predicted model, not a curated record. Gene Ontology annotation, molecular function: molecular adaptor activity. Gene Ontology annotation, cellular component: anaphase-promoting complex. The coding region runs from base 115 to 5844 and encodes 1909 amino acids. Gene Ontology annotation, biological process: metaphase/anaphase transition of mitotic cell cycle; anaphase-promoting complex-dependent catabolic process; protein K11-linked ubiquitination.
ACUUUUACAUUUGCAAAUGGCGGCUGUCAUUCAAGCCUCAUGGCGGUUUUUCGCAUGAUUUUGAAAACGCACGUCACUCCAUUUUAAAUUGCAAAUCUGGAUGAACAUACUGCGAUGAUAGCCGCUGGCGAACCGCUCGAAUUUGUUCCAUUCGGGUCGGAAUACAUCACCCAUCACCCGGGAAGUUUGAAGAAACCCGAAAGACGUAACACGAAGGCCCACUCACCCGAACCUCCCAGUACCGACUUGUCUGAAGCACUGAGCAGUGUAUCACUUCAGGGAAGCAAGGCUGCUCACAGUGAACUCUGGAAGCUCCGGGAAUGUAGUGAAGGUGAUGGCGAAGAAGAACUGUAUGUUUCUGGUGACUGUGUCGUCUGGAGUCGAUCUGACGGCAGUGGUGCGCGAACGGCUAUACGAACAUUCUGCCUCGAAUGUAAGGUACAGGAUGCAGUGUGGUGCACAUACCUCUUGGACGAUUACAAGACGAGACUCCUCGUUGAGCAAAAAUCAACAUUGCCUGCGAGAACGGUGCCGUGUAUUUGUAUACUUGACACUUCGCGAAUCGUCCAUUCAUUCUCGCGCACAGGCGAAGAUUACACAACAGCGAUGCCAUUUCUCGUUUCGAAAAUGUGGGAAAUUGAACACGGCCUUCUGUUCGAACGGAGCGUCCCUGUCAACUCGUGCCAGCUUAGAUCGCCCGAAAUCUCCGUACUGUUCAGCUUACUUCACCCGUUAGACGAUGUUGCACCUGUCAUCACCCGGGUCAACGUGCACGGCGACAUCCCCAAGUUUAGCUAUCUCUACGACACUGAAAGGUCGGAAGUCGUUUCGACUUGUGUUUGUCCCUCCAUGCUUGUGAUGUACCAUCGCGAGAUAGGGACACACAGCGUGUGGCAAGUACGCCGAACGACGCAGGAGGAAGAUAAGGUGGCCACCAAUAUGCAGGGCACAGAGCGUCAUACGGGGCUCUCGACAAUGUUUCAUAGCAUGAUGAGCUCCCCGGCCCACUCUCCACUUCCUCACAGUACUCCAGUGAUGUCGCAAAGGAAUCAUGCUGGCAACUUUGUGUCGUCUAGCCCGAUCGCACGUGCGCAGAGCCCUUCUUUCACUCACAUGGCAACACUGAGCCGGUCGCAGUCCCCCUUGCAAAACAGCACGGCCCAUCAACACUGCAACUACAACAGCCCAAUGGGCUCCCAUUGGACACCGCUGUCAGUGUGGGAAAGUACAACGCAAAAGAGUUAUGCGUGCGGCUGUACGGAGCCCCUUGUGCCAGAUAUCUGCCUCGAAAGACUGUGGGUCGAGCCGAAAGAGAGAGCGUCGCACGAAAAAGCCAGCAAGACAUUCUUUACACAAGAUUUUCUGGGUCGCAGGUUCCUUUGCUACCUCCUUCCACACAAGGGCGUGCUGAACUUGGUUAGUUAUGAAGAAGUUGCAUCAUCACCGGGAAAAACUGCAACUUUUGGCCAAUUAUGCUCGAUCGCAGCAGUAGACGCGGUGUGCCUGAAACCCCUGCACAUGAUACUUAUACUGGACUCAAACUUGGGACUUACGCUAUAUACAGGCAGCGCUAAAGUCUGCAAAGUUCAUGUUCCGACGUCACUGACCAAUGUGGGUCUGCGCUCGUACCUCCACUCAAGCGUGCAUGUGGGUGUGAGCAGCUGUACUCCCAAGAAGGACAGCGCUCUAGCCUUUGUCAGUGCUACACAGUUUGGAGGCUUUGAGAGCAUCGGCGUAUCACCCGUUCCCAAAGCGUCAUUCUUGAGUCGUGACCUCACUUUCGAAGACGCGACGGCGCUGAGUCCCAUAUCCCUUCGAAAUUCUGUAGCGAACCGUGUGUCGGUUGAGCUACCAUCCGGAACGACGUUUCGCUUGACGUUACCGCAAAUGUCCAAGAGCACCGUGGUAUCGCGCUGUCUCGAAGCAUUCAAGAAGGUCUUACCGGCAGACCUCGCAAUGUUACUUCACGGAAAGUGGUACAUGUCCCGAAAUGCACCGGGCCCGACGGAUAUGACAGCAUCCUCUGAGCUGCGCUCGUUCCUGGUCUUCAUGUUGAGCAUGACUGGGUAUGCAGCGGAAAACUUGACUAUGAAAAAAAGCAAGCUACAUCAGAGCCACGGUGAUGUGGCAUCUCCUAUAGCUCCAAAAAAGUGUAAGGCCAGUGAUAAAGGCUCAGUGGAUGACUGGACAUACCUUCUAACAUGCCAAGCAACUGCAUCGUCACCCAGCAACAUGCCAAGGCCUCUGCCUCAAGCUUAUGGGUCACAUGACCAACCUGAAGCUCUGCACUUUGAGCUUGGAUGCUUUAGGAACAGUUCAGCGCCUCUAUUUCCUCAUAUCCACGGUGUAUUGUUCUGUGUUCAUCUUAUUUACGAAGAUUCAAAGCUGAACGUCCUCCUGUGGGAUCUACUUCCUAUACUUGCGGAGUUCCUCUACAAGAUAUCAAGCGACUUAUCGCUAUCUGGUUAUCUAGACUUCUACAGACGAGACUUUCCAGAGCAGUUCAGCAGCCUCCAGGGAUUGGAAUCCAUGCACCAGGAUGUUGUCGAGUUGCCAAAACAUCCACAAUAUUUUCUGCCUGUGCCCCCAUCAGUGCUUGGAUGGAUCCAAGAAUGUCUCAAGAACUGUGGCCCCACCACUUCAUUUCCAUAUAUCCCGGGGGUUACAGAGUUAAUCAGGAAGCUGGUUUUAAUAUUUGCAGUACUGACAUCUCCUGUGCAGAAAGAUCUCUCUUCAAGCCCUCUCUUAAGUGAAAUACCGGAAAAUUUUGCUUCAAACGACACAGAUGAGAUCAUGGACAACCUUCCAAAGACGUCAGUAAGCCUGAAAACUGUCAUGCUUCUCACCAGGCUAGGUGUCACAACAAAGGACCUUGGCACCUGGCCGUCUGGAGCCGUCGCAAUUAUUCAGGACGUCAUAUCUCAGUGUCAGGAGCAUCCUCCCCCUGAAUGGACGGCUGCUGCGUAUGAGCUGAUUGGCCGACAAGACUUGGUGAUCCUUUCCAAAGGAACCUCCUCCACUAAAAAAGUUUCGCUCCUUGCACUUCAAGAGGGGCCAAGCAAGCACAACAAAGAGACGGAUGAUGGAUUUGACAAACUCGAGUACGAGGUGCUGAGGCUUCGUUUCAGCAAAGAUCAACGCAUCAGCGAAGUUUGUAAGAUGCUGCAGUCUUCUGUGCCCGUCAACAUAUCCAUACAGCAGCGACCGGAUGUUAGUGACCACGAGUUCAUAGAGGAGCAAGAACGUCAUCUCUACACACUCUCCAUCAGAACAAUGGCACUUCCACUUGGUAGAGGAAUGUUCACGUUGCGGACGUACACGCCCAUCAUUACGGAAACCUUACCAGUACCAAAACUGUGCCUUACGGGUAGGGUGCCGUCACGAAACACAACUGUGGACAUGUUGCACAUAGACGUCCCACCAAAUAUGAACAUGUGGCCCCUGUUUCAUAAUGGAGCUUCCGCUGGUCUCAGAAUCGCAAAAAAUGCAACUGCUAUUGAUUCAAGUUGGGUUGUUUUCAACAAGCCUCGUGCAGCGAAUAACAUAGACGCCACUAUUGAGCACGCAGGGUUUCUUCUUGGUUUAGGUCUGAAUGGACAUUUGGCAAAGCUCGACACGAUGGCUAUACACGACUAUCUCCUCAAAAAUCAUGAACUGACCAGCGUAGGCCUACUACUCGGUCUUGCAGCAUCGAGGAAGGGUAGUAUGGACUUGGCAGGGACAAAACUGAUGAGCAUUCAUAUUGAGGCAUUACUACCUCCAACAUCGACUGAACUGGAUGUCCAUUCCUCAGUACGAGUUGCGUCUGUGAUGGGGCUCGGGUUAUUGUACGCAGAGUCUGGUCACCGACAUAUGGCCGAGAUUCUCCUGGGAGAGAUCGGCCACCCUCCCGGUCCCGAGAUGGACCAUUGCGUCGACCGAGAGAGUUACGCCCUGGCUUCUGGCCUGGCGCUCGGGUUCAUAAUGCUCGGCAAGGGCACCCACUCCUGUGGGCUGUCAGACCUGCCGAUGGCUGACCAGCUCUAUCAUUACAUGGUUGGUGGCCAUGUCCAGCCAAGCAGCGUCCAGCAGGAACGGUACAAGUUUCCAUGUUACCAGAUACGAGAAGGGAGUUCGGUGAACGUCGAUGUCACCAGUCCAGGGGCAACGUUGGCUCUUGGGCUCAUGUUUUUCAACAGCGGAAACAUGACGGUCGCGGAGCACAUGUCUCCCCCGAACACAAAGUACUCCUUGGAUACCGUGCGACCCGACUUUCUGCUGCUGCGUACGCUCAGCAGGGGGCUCAUUCUCUGGUCCAAGGUGUAUCCGCGGAAGGAGUGGGUCGAGAGCCACCUACCUGCGAUCGUUACACAGUACGCGUUCAGCGAAAAACCCACACAAGACAACGUCGACUACGAGACGAUGGGUCAGGCGUACUGCAACAUCCUCGCUGGGGCUUGCUUCUGUCUCGGGCUCAAGUUUGCAGGUUCAGCCAACAGGGAAGCUUUUGAUACUUUGCAUUACUACACUAAGCUGUUCCUCAAUGUCCAAAAGAAACCGGUUUCAGAACAAGCGGGAAAGAACACCCUAGAAUCUUGUCUCAUGGUAACAGUCCUCAGCCUUGCACUUGUCAUGGCAGGAACGGGCAACCUCGUUGUGCUCCGUAUCUGUCGCUACCUGCGUUCCAGAGUGAGCCAGGCCUUCACGUACGUGCUCUAUGGUUCUCACAUGGCUCUGCACAUGGCUGUUGGACUCUUGUUCCUUGGUGGAGGCAAGCUGACACUGAACACAUCCGCUUUCUCUGUCGCUUCGAUGAUAUGUGCCUUCUUUCCGAGGUUCCCGAUCCACAGCAGUGACAACCGUUACCACCUCCAGGCCUUCAGACAUUUCUACACCUUCGCCGUUGAACCACGUCUGGUUGUUCCCGUCGACAUCAACACGAGGAAUAUGGUGUACGUCAACUUGACCGUAAGGUUCAAAGCAACGGAGCAGUACGAGAGCAGCGAGUACACCGUCACGGCACCUUGCCAUCUGCCCGAGUUGCACCUGCUCGAAUCAGUGAGUCUGAAGGAUACGCGCUACUGGCCGAUAGUGGUCAAAACUGAAAAUUGGGGCGUGUUGAAAAGGGCGCUGGAGCAGAAGGGACAUUUGUACGUGAGGCAGAAGGCCGGAUGCCUCCCGUACGUGCUCGAUCCAAAAGGGUACAAGACUACGUUUGCAAGAAGCGCCAUAAAGGACCUAGUCCGUGGGUGGCUGUUGGGAUCCAGAGUGUCGGAGUCGUUCUCAGAAGACCCGGUGAUAUCCAAAGUGACGGAAUGUUUCUUGCAGCCCCGCGCACAGGGAAAGGAGGAGCUCAGCCUCCAACACUCCUUCUGUAAAAUCCUGAUGGAAUGUACUCUCCGCGAAAAGACGGACAUGCUGUCGACCCUCUUCGACAUGUUUCUCGUCGUGCGAAACGAUUUCACGAAGUGCACUCUAUCGUUGUGGCAAUUCAAACUGGUCUCUGCGUACUACAGCAGAUCGUUGAGGCACGUGGCAGAAUGCAAAGAUCCCUUCAUCUACACCGACUUUAUCUUCUCUCUGGAACACGCUAUCGCGUCAAAGAUAGAGGACGAGGUGCGAGAUACCAGACAUGUCUUGGCUUAUCUGAGAGGCUCUGAAGACGCUUCUUUACCUACGCAUCUCUUUCCCUUCCUCAUUUUACAUGACCUGCCAGCCCCUGGAGUGAUCACUAUUCCAGAAAAUACUGAAAGUUUGUGCCUUCCUGAAAUGUGGCUGCAGAUGUGCUCUGCUGGCAUGACUGCUGAUGUUGCAACGGUUCUCAUGUCAUUGUUGCAAGAGAAGCCAAAUGCUGCUGCUAGUUAGUGUUUACGUGGACUUAUAAUAAAUGUUGGCAACAAUGUGA